Molecule: messenger RNA, 942 nt
Organism: Trematosphaeria pertusa
Lineage: Eukaryota; Fungi; Ascomycota; Dothideomycetes; Pleosporales; Trematosphaeriaceae
Exons: 3
Coding region: 56-844 (262 amino acids)
Source: RefSeq, a predicted model, not a curated record
GCUAUUGCUCGCUUUUCGCACUUUGAUCGGUUCCAGCUCUGGUUCUUUCGACGUCAUGUUCGGUAGAGCCGCGCUUCUGGGCGCUCUUGCGAGCGCCGUGUCUGCUGGUACCAUCCUCUGGGAUGGCCGCUUCAACGACAUGACUACGAGUUCCGACCUGAACAAGUGGUCAUGGGCAAACCAAGUCGGCAACUACCAGUACUACAUCCACGGCUCAGGCGCAGUAACCAAAUACGUCAACCUAUCGCCGGACUACAAGAACCCCGCCGACACGGGCUCGAAGCAAGGCGCCAAGAUCACCAUCGACAGCACGGCCAAGUGGAAUUCGGACAUGUGGCGCACGGAGCUCAUCCCGCAGACGACGGCCGCCAUCAACAAGGGCACCGUGUACUACCACUUCAGCAUCAAGCGGUCGACGACCAAUGUGCCGAGCGCGACAAACGAGCACCAGAUCUGCUUCUUCGAGAGCCACUUCACGGAACUGAAGUACGGGUGGGUGAAUGGCGAGUCGGGGACGAGCAAUACCAACCUGCAGUGGAUGGUCGGCGGCCAGAGCAAGUGGAAGGUCGAGCUUGCGGCGGAUGUGUGGCAUAAUGUUGCUUAUGAGAUUAACUUCUCUUCCGGCUCCGUCACCUUCUGGCACUCCACCGGCGCCGACCCACUCACCAAGACCGCUGGUCCAUUCACCGCUAGCACCUCGUCCAACGGCGCUGACUGGCAUCUUGGUAUUCUUCGCCUGCCGCGCUCUGGUAAUGAUGGUACUGGUGCUGAGGACUGGUACUUCUCCGGCGUGUACAUUGAGAGCGGAACUCUUACGACCUCUGUGGCAAGCCCAGCUAAAUAGGUGUUGGCGAGUCAGUACCCGGCAAGCGCAACGGCUUGUAGGAUGUUCACACAGUGGUAUUAUAUGUAUAUAGCUUAUCCGAUGCUAUUAUCCUUGCA